This is a messenger RNA of Scleropages formosus (Asian bonytongue), 2035 nucleotides long. Its product is annotated as rho guanine nucleotide exchange factor 15-like. The transcript has 14 exons. Gene Ontology annotation, biological process: activation of GTPase activity. NCBI's taxonomy places the organism in Eukaryota, Metazoa, Chordata, Actinopteri, Osteoglossiformes, Osteoglossidae. Gene Ontology annotation, molecular function: guanyl-nucleotide exchange factor activity; protein binding. The record is from RefSeq and is a predicted model, not a curated record. The coding region runs from base 49 to 1764 and encodes 571 amino acids.
CAGGAGCCAGAGUGUCCAGGGUUAGAACAGUCAUCUAUCUACUCGAACAUGACUCCGCAGUCCUGGUCAGGGAGGGACAACCCCAGUGACUGCCCACCGCCCGUGCCUCCCCGGCAGCGGUGCAGCGACCUCGUUUACAUGUCUGCACCCCCAGGGGAGAAGAAGGACGGAAACCAAAGUCUGGAGAAAGUGGACAUGUUUCGACCAGCAGCCCCUCACACCAAGAGCACCUCGAUUGACUGGGACUCCCAGCUUCAGGACGAACCUCUGUACCAGACCUACAGGGACAUGGUCAUCACAGAGGAGAUCAAGCGCCAGACAGUUUGUCGCCUGGGCAGGUGUGCAGAUGAUCCCAUUGCGUGGCGGACAGGGGAGAAGGGAGGCGUCGGCGGGACGUUGUGGCAGGAGCUACCGGCAGUGAGACACAGUGGGGUCCUGGAGCAGCUCAGCCCUGCAGAGUGCAAACGCCAGGAGAGCAUGUUCGAGGUGCUGACUUCAGAGGCCUCGUACCUGCGUUCUCUGCGUGUCCUCACGGAACACUUCAUGGAGUCGCGGGACCUAGACGAGACGCUCAUCAUCCGCGACAAGAAGACGCUGUUCUCCAAUAUCCUCCGUGUGCGGGAGGUCAGUGAGAGGUUCCUGAAGGACCUGGAGAACCGCGUGGAAGAGGGACCCGUGAUCUCAGACAUCUGCGACAUCAUCUGCCACCAUGCCGAGCACAGCUUCCGCAUCUACAUUGACUACGUGCGCAACCAGACGUACCAGGAGAAGAUAUACAGCACCCUCAUGCAGAGGAACACAGAGUUUGCUACGGUGAUCUCGCGGCUGCAGGACUCCCCGCGGUGCCAGCGUCUGCCCUUCGUCUCCUUCUUGCUGCUGCCCUUCCAGAGAAUUACUCGCAUCAAGAUGCUGACCGAGAACAUCCUGAAGAGAACCCAGGAAGGAUCGAAGCAAGAGCGGACGGCCUCGGAAGCGCUGGCAGCCGUGUCUAAAAUUGUUAAAGACUGCAACACGCAGGUGGGGAAGAUGAAGCAGAUGGAGGAGCUCAUUCACAUGGCCAAGAUGUUGGACUUCAAGAAGCUCAGAGCUGUAGCGGUCAUCUCCCAGAACCGAUACCUGGAGAAGAGGGGGGAGCUGCAGGACCUGGCCAGAGGGAGCGCCAUGUUCACCUUUCGCUCAAAGAACACAAACAUUUACCUGCUGCUCUUCAACGACCUCCUGAUCCUGACCACCAAGAGCAACAGCCCUGACCGCUACGUCGUGAUCGACCACGCUCACAGGUCACUGGUCCAGGUGCAGUCCGUCGCAAAAGAAAGCCAGGUGUUGAAGAAAUGUUUUUUCCUCAUCAUGCUGGAAAACCACGAGGGCCGGAUGACCAAGCGCCUGCUGAAGGCCCCCACGGAAUCCGACAAGCACAGAUGGAUGGCGGCUUUCCCCAACCCGACCACGCCGAAGGACGAUCUAGAGGAGGUGGUGUACGAGGACUGGGACUGCCCACAGGUGCAGUGUGUGCAGCAGUAUGUUGCUCAGCAGACAGAUGAGCUGAAUCUGGAGCCAACGGACAUCAUAAAUAUUGUGCGCAAGACCAACGAGGGGUGGUACGAAGGUGUGAGGCUCUCAAGCGGAGAGGCGGGUUGGUUCCCAGCUGCCAACGUUGUGGAAAUCACCAAUGAGCACGUGAGGCGCCGCAACUUGCGGGAGCAGUACAGGAUCGCCCAGGCCACAGCUCACCUGGAGAAUACCAGAGCUGGGAGCAGAUGUUAGGAGUACACACUCCUUCCUGGACCUACAGUAAUUACCUCUAGCUAGUAGUUACCAGAUAGCCAUGAAUUAUUGAAAUAACGACUUUCCAGCACACUAAUCCCCCUUAUUGCCUGUUACUGGUCUUACUAUUCCUGAAAAUGGACUGAAUUUAAGCAGAUGACAAAACUUAUUUGUUUCAAGCCUAUCUUGAAGUUUCUACACAGUGUGUAACAUGACAGGGGAAACAGUAACAUUGCAUUGUUUGUGACUGUAAGGCUUUUUUUUUUUUUUU